AUGCUCGGCAUCCACUACGAGCCGACCAAACGAUCCAAUGCGGCUCCGCGGGAAACGCUCGGAAUAAUCAGUACUGCAGUUACACCAUCGUCCGUAACUCGAACUGUUCGUGCGACGAAACUGUUCGCAAUUCAAGGUGAACCUCCGACGAUACGGCCGGAUUUCAUAAACGAGUAUUACAACGAGCGGCGGAACGGUGACGUACAAAGAUGGCUGGCGGGAACGGCCAACGCACAAAUGUGUAAUAAAACGGCUCGACUACAAACAAUAGUAGCGGGUCGGUCGAGUGAGCGCUCGCGAGCGGGAAGGGGAAGAGUGCGCUCCCAAAAGGAGAAAAAAGAAAUAGAAAAAAAAAUCGGAGCACCGCUACACCGGCGCGGCAUCGGGCCCGGGACGAGCGCGGGGCGGUCGCGAAAGCGGGCGAGCGUGGCGCACGGAAGGCGCGCGCCGUCGCCUCUACGCCCACUCCACAAUACAUUCUUCCGACUACCGUGUUGCUUGUUUCGCGUGGGCGGCAUCCGAACGUUGCACAGUUAUCGCUCCAUAUCCCUCGCUCUGUCCCACACGGGUGGAGGAGGGUCCACGGGAACGGGACGCCCGUAUGGCGCGCCGCAGAACGCCACCAACAGAUAUCUGCGAUACGGUGAUAAAACAAUUACCUCUGACCCGCAGAUACACGAUAAGGCG
This is a messenger RNA of Iphiclides podalirius (scarce swallowtail), 687 nucleotides long. The record is from the annotation of a GenBank genome assembly. NCBI's taxonomy places the organism in Eukaryota, Metazoa, Arthropoda, Insecta, Lepidoptera, Papilionidae.